Tripterygium wilfordii is the source of this 3208-nucleotide messenger RNA. Its product is annotated as wings apart-like protein 1. NCBI's taxonomy places the organism in Eukaryota, Viridiplantae, Streptophyta, Magnoliopsida, Celastrales, Celastraceae. The record is from RefSeq and is a predicted model, not a curated record. Gene Ontology annotation, biological process: regulation of chromosome condensation. The transcript is spliced from 13 exons. The coding region runs from base 169 to 2826 and encodes 885 amino acids.
UCCACAGCUUAAAUUUCUCAUCCAUCCGCCUAUAUUUUUUAAUCCCUAAACUACCCCUAUACUUUUAUUAAAUGCCAAAUCUAAACUAAUCAAAGAUAACAAAUAAAAGGCCGUCCCCAAGAAAACCCAAGAACCAAUCAAUAAUCAAAAUUCAACAUAAAUCAAAACAUGAUCGUUAGAACUUACGGUCGCCGAAACCGGGGAGGGGCUCCCGGAACCUAUUCCGAUUCUCUUGACGGCGACAACGACCCCAGCGUUUUUGAUUCUCUAUCCCAAGAGACCUCCCAAGAUUUCUGCAGCUUCAAUUUAUUAUCUCAAGAGUCGAGCUCCAUAUGGUCUUCCUCUUUCGAUCCCGACCUGUACGGGCAUUGUUCGUCCCAGAGAUCAUCGUCCCAGUUCGAAGAUGCGUUGUCGAACGACACGGUUAGGAAGACGAAGAGAGCUAAGAACGGGAAGAGGGAAGCGGGAAAGGCGAUGACAUCGUGGGUUCCGUCCAAUUCCACUACGUUGAUGGAGGCGCAGGAGUUUGGAGAGAUGAUGGAGCAUGUGGACGAGGUGAAUUUUGCACUCGAUGGGUUAAAGAAGGAGCAGCCUGUGCGGAUCAGGAGGGCGAGCUUGUUGUCACUGUUGUCAAUUUGUGGGACGGUUCACCAGCGUAGACUCCUGAGGACUCAGGGGAUAGCAAAGAAUAUAGUUGAUGCUAUUUUGGGUCUUAGCUUUGAUGACUCACCCUGCAAUUUGGCUGCUGCUGCUCUUUUCCAUGUUUUGACUAGUGAUGGCCAAGAUGAUCACCUUUUGGAAUCGCCUAGUAGCAUUCGUUUCCUAAUCAAAUUGUUGAAACCAGUAAUCUCUGCUGCUACUGUAGAUAAAGCGCGAAAUAUGGGCUUUAAGCUCUUAGCAUUGCGCAAGGAUAUUGGCAUCUCACGCGAGGUGUCCACAGUGUCGGAUUCCAGUGCUGCUGCUAUUUUAUCCAAAGUUCAGCAAAUUCUUGUCAGUUCCAAAGACGUGAAGUCAUGGGAUGAUGGUGAAAUGGAGAGGCUCGAGUUGAAUGCAAAGUGGAUGGCGUUGUUGACUAUGGAGAAGGCAUGCCUAUCUAAGAUCUCUUUCGAAGAUGUAUCUGGUGCAGUCAGGAAGACUGGUGGCAAUUUUAAGGAAAAGUUACGAGAGCUUGGUGGCCUUUAUACUGUCUUUGAGGUUGCGAUGGAAUGUCAUAAUGUUUUUAAGAGAAUGGUAGAAUACAGUCAACCUUCUACUCCAGAUGUAAAAGAUUAUUUGGAUCUACAAAGCCUUGCAAUAUUAUUGAAGUGUUUGAAAAUUAUGGAAAAUGCCACAUUUUUAAGCAAAGAUAAUCAGACUCAUUUGCUUGGAAUGAGAGGAAAAUUGGCUUCUCAUGGAUCAAAAUUAUCUUUUACAAGUCUUAUUAUAAGCAUCAUCAAAAUUUUGUCUGGUUUUUAUCUUCUUCAACAUCCUCCUGCCACCUCUGGUAAUGAAAAGUGCAGUCUAUUUGAUGCUGUGGACAACAAAGUAGACUCCAAUGAGGCUAAGUCAAUUGGCUCUUCUAAAAGGUGUUCCAGCACAGGGAGGACAUCCUCCGAAAUAAGCCUUAUUUCAUCACAGAGAAGUUCAAGGGAAUCUUAUGCCCAUCAUUCUGUUUCUAGUUCUGAAAGUGCCACUACAUCUAUGAGAGAUUCAUGCUUAAUAAAGACAGGACUCAGCUCUUCUAGUUCUGGUUCAUGUCAUGGAGCAGUAUUAAGGAUUUCCAGUAGUGAAACACUAGGAACUAGUAAUGGGAUGAGAAUCAAUUUUGAUCAUGUUGAGAGAUCUUGUGGUUCAAAGGAUAUAUCGUGUGAACUUUUGAAAGAGAGUCAAGAUCCUUUUGCAUUUGAUGAAGAUGAACUCGCGCCCUCAAAAUGGGAGGUGUUGUCUGGCAAAGAAAAAAUAUCCCGAAUUAAAAGAAAUAUCUUAAAGGACAAAGAAUUUGGUAAUCAGCUUAUGAUGAGUCAAGAAGCAUCAAGUGGAUUAGAAAAUCACCAGAAAGAAUUAGGUGACCUGGAUCACCUUCUUUCACUUGAAAACAUGUCUUCCCCUGCUGCUGACAAGGGAAACUCUGGCCUUCUGUCCGACUGCCUUCUUACUGCCAUCAAGGUUCUGAUGAAUUUAACAAAUGAAAAUCCUGUUGGCUGUCAGCAAAUUGCGGCCUGUGGAGGACUUGAGACCAUGUCAUCAUUGAUUGCUGAUCACUUUCCUUUAUUCAGCUCACCUUCACUUCCAUUGAUUGAAACAAAAGAAAACACGUCACGCAGUGAACUACAGCAUCAAAGUGAUCAACAUCUUACUGAUCAAGAGUUAGAUUACCUUGUUGCUAUACUGGGCCUGCUUGUGAACUUGGUAGAGAAAGAUGCAUCUAACAGAUCACGGCUUGCCGCAGCAAGUAUUGUUUUACCUGCCUCAGAUGGAUUAGAAGAGGAGAGCCACAGGGACGUAAUUUCACUACUGUGUUCCAUCUUUCUGGCCAACCGUGGGGCUGGUGACGCAUCUGAAGAAGGAAACACUGUGUCAUGGGAUGAUGAGGCAGCUUUGCUGCAAGAAGAGAAAGAAGCUGAGAAGAUGAUUGUACAAGCUUAUGCAGCCCUGCUACUUGCAUUUCUUUCGACGGAAAGCAAAAGUGUACGUGAUGCAAUUGCCAACUUCCUUCCAAAUCGCAACCUGACUGUUCUUGUACCUGUUCUGGAGAGAUUUGUGGCAUUUCAUUUGACGUUAAACAUGAUUUCACCGGAGACUCACAUAUCCGUGAUGGAAGUCAUCAAAUCAUGUAGGGUGCCGUGAAAGCUCAAGAUAUGGAAAUCCUGUACAGCCUUCAAAUUGCCCUCAGAUCGACUCCUUGUUGUCUGACAAUGUCGUUUAGUGGAAGGACUGCUGGAGCACACUGAGUGGAACUAACAUUAGGAGUGUUUUAUACUUUUGAUUUUUUGCUCCCUUAUGCUUUUCUUUUUGAAUGGUGCAGGCCGAGUCACUUUUAUUCGUCAAUGAAAGUAGAAUCAAAGUAACUUUUCUCUCCGAUGUAUUUUCCUAGUUGUAUUGUUGUUGAUUAUGGUUUUUGCUGACUCUCUUUUGUUUGAAAAGUUCCACCUUUGGGUGAAUUUUAGUAGGGGCACGUUGUGUAAUCCAAAAAAGAGUAAUAGUGAAUACAUUCAUGUUUUGCGCUCGA